UUUUUAUCAGAUAGAUAGGUAUAUGUUUAUUCUUCUCUAUGUGGAACUACCCAAUCCCAUCUCCGAGAAUAAGCCAUCUGCAACCUGUAUAAAUAGAACUCCACAUGAUCUCAAGUUCCACGUAGCAAAUCAAACCAAAUUCCUCAUUUCACUUAAAUCACAUAGUUCCCCAACUCUUGGUCCCUCUAGUAAUUAACCCUCCAAAUCCCAAUUAUAGCAUAGCAAUGGAUGUGUUAACAACAUUGACUGCAGAUAAGCCAGUGGUGAUCUUCAGCAAGAGCACAUGUUGCAUGAGCCACACCGUGAAGGCUCUCAUAUGCAGCUUUGGUGCCAGCCCUACAAUUAUUGAGGUUGACAAAAUGCCAAGUGGUCAGCAAGUAGAGAGAGCACUCAUUCAACUAGGUUGCAAACCAAGUGUGCCUGCAGUGUUCAUAGGACAGCAAUUCAUAGGUGGUGCUGAUGAAGUCAUCAAACUCAACGUUCAAAACAAGCUUGCCCAAUUGCUUCUCGGUGCUAAAGCUAUCUUUAUCUGGAGUAGGUAGCUAUGCAAAGUUCCAAACUCAUCAUCCCUAUGAGAUCAAAUAAGAGGUUCUAGUUUUCUCAAAGCUGUGUGAGGCGGUUUAGUAUAGAGCUUCUUCUAGUUCUAGCCAUGCUUCUUGUGUUCUAUUCUCCAUUUUUCUCUGUCUUCUGUUUUUGUGGAGCAGAACAGCACUGUUUGUUUUGUAUAUUGCAAACUAUGCUUUAACCAUAUAUGAUGAUGGCCAUGUCAUGUAAUGUAAUCACCUAUUAAUAAUC
Molecule: messenger RNA, 795 nt
Organism: Glycine soja
Lineage: Eukaryota; Viridiplantae; Streptophyta; Magnoliopsida; Fabales; Fabaceae
Product: monothiol glutaredoxin-S6-like
Exons: 1
Coding region: 225-542 (105 amino acids)
Source: RefSeq, a predicted model, not a curated record